Messenger RNA from Quercus robur (English oak), 1058 nucleotides. RefSeq lists its product as uncharacterized. The record is from RefSeq and is a predicted model, not a curated record. The coding region runs from base 408 to 869 and encodes 153 amino acids. Lineage: Eukaryota; Viridiplantae; Streptophyta; Magnoliopsida; Fagales; Fagaceae. The transcript has 5 exons.
GCAUCAGGCUCGAGCUCAACGGACUGUGUACACCAAUAUUUUCUAGUGCUUCAACACAUCAAUUGAGUUUGAUAGUUGAGACACUAUCUUUCUUCACUCUCUCUCUCUAAGCUCGUGCUCGAGCUAGCGCCAUUUUCAGGAAGGAGGAGAGUUCUGUUCGUCGACUUCACCGACGCAGGGAAAGUGCUUUACAACGGCACCAAUCAAAACCCAUUUCAGCUUGUCAAAGACAUUUAUACAACAAAGCAGGGUAGUUUGGGCAACAUGUUGAUCUAAACCUGGAUUCGGAUAACCCAAGAAUUCAAAUACACCCAAACGACACUUGUUGAUUGACGGCCAGACCAGCUCACAGUCACACUGCUCCCUCAGAAUCCCAUCAUUUCAGGGAAGGUAGAAUUAUUAUUAGUAUGAAUAAGCUAUUAGAUUUUGGAAGGAAGGCCCUAUUCUAUGUUAGGGUUCUUUCUGGGUACGAAGAGCGCAGAAUCCGAUCAUUUAGGUUGGAGCUUGAGCAGCGUAUGAAACAGGCACAAGAAAGGAAGGCUGCCUUAAGAAAGGUCCCAGAACAGGCUAUUUUAGCAGAGGUUCGCCGUAUGGUUGAGGAGAUGCAAAAUUUAAAUAAGAAGCUUGAAGAAACUGAGGCUGCUAUUGAAGAGUACUUCAAACCAAUUGAUAAAGAAGCUGAGGUCAUAGUGAAAAUGCAACUAGACGGAGAGGAGAAGACACUGAAGGAGAUGAUGAAAACGAUGCAACAACAGGCUUUGCUUGAAAAAGCUGAAGCAGAAAAAAUCGCAAAUGCGAAUCAGGUUGGUGCAAAACAGAGUGAGGACCAAGCAUCCACCAAAACCCCUCAACAAGCUCAAACGAGAUAACUCUCUGUAACGUUGAUGACCAAAAUUUUUGAUAUAAUUUUGUAUGAGUGCAUUUCUGUUUUGGUUAUCAUUUUAGAUGUGCUUAUUGGGAGUUGAUAGGAACCAUUAGGUCGGUUGAAAUAACGUAGGAACCAUUUGGUCACAUCCAGUUAAUAAUUCAACAUGAGUGCAUUUUUGUUUUGGUUAUCA